Molecule: messenger RNA, 1858 nt
Organism: Cyprinodon tularosa
Lineage: Eukaryota; Metazoa; Chordata; Actinopteri; Cyprinodontiformes; Cyprinodontidae
Product: serine protease HTRA2, mitochondrial-like
Exons: 8
Coding region: 227-1573 (448 amino acids)
Biological process (GO): programmed cell death; positive regulation of apoptotic process; proteolysis
Cellular component (GO): mitochondrion
Molecular function (GO): serine-type endopeptidase activity; protein binding
Source: RefSeq, a predicted model, not a curated record
ACCAAAAGAAGAAGAACUUCCGGAAGUCCGGUUCCUGUCACUCCUGUCGCUGAGAGUCACUUUUCUGAGGAAGGACAUAUUUAAAAGAAAAGUAUUUUAUGGGGGAGGACGCAGAGUAUUUAACUUAGUUAUUCCCCCUUAUACUGGUUGGGUAUUUGUUUUUGGAUAUAGUAUUUGGAUAUAAAGUCUGUUUAGCGAUAGAAAGCGCUGAGCUGUGUGAUGCAACAUGGCAGCAACUGCUGUCAGGAGGAGGUUUCUGUCAGUUUUCAGUUUCCACAGCCGUGGACUGGACACAGUGGGACAGAAGACCCUGUCUUCUCUACCAUCUAUCCUGACCUCUAAAGAACAAGAGAUAUACCCUUGCUUUAAAAGCAGAGGGCCGGAGGGAAGCGGGAGCCCGGUGAGCAGACACCCACCCUGGAAGGAUGGAGGCGGUCAGUCAGGCAGCUCUACCCGGCUCAGGACUCUCUCCGUGGGGUUGGGGCUCUGCGGAGUGGCGCUUCUGGAUCGUCUUAAGGAGGAACAAGUGGAUUCAGACGGAUCCUCUAGAUCAAUAAGCAGCUUUCUGAGGCUCCUCCUGCCAUCAGCUCACUGUGCCUCCCCCUUUAAACCUGACAGCCCCCGCUUCAGGUACAACUUCAUAGCUGAUGUGGUGGAGAAGUCCACUCCUGCUGUGGUGUACAUCGAGAUCGUGGGGAGACAUGCGUUCUCAGGGCGAGAAGUCCCCGUGUCAAACGGCUCCGGGUUCAUCAUCAGCAGCGACGGCCUCAUCGUCACCAACGCCCACGUUGUGGCCAACAGGAGAGGCGUCCGAGUAAAGCUCACCAACGGCGAGACGUACAACGCCACGGUCCAGGACGUUGACCCUGGGGCGGAUAUAGCCACAAUCAAAAUCAAUUCAAACAAACCUUUACCCACGCUCCGGCUGGGUCAGUCGUCAGACGUUCGCCAGGGGGAGUUCGUGGUCGCCAUGGGAAGUCCGUUUGCGCUUCGGAACACCAUCACCUCUGGGAUCGUCAGCUCAGCGCAGAGAGGAAGCAAAGAGCUGGGCCUGUCCAACUCCAACAUUGACUACAUUCAGACAGACGCAGCCAUCGACUUUGGAAAUUCUGGAGGUCCUUUAAUAAAUCUGGAUGGAGAAGUUAUCGGCAUUAACACCAUGAAGGUCACUGCAGGGAUCUCGUUCGCUAUCCCAUCUGAUCGCGUGAAACUUUUCCUUGAUCAAGCAUCGAGAAGAAAAACUUCCAGAUUAGACGACUCUGGAACGAGGCCUCGGUACAUCGGAGUCAUGAUGCUGACGCUGACACCGAGCAUCAUAGCUGAGCUGAAGAUGAGGGACCAGUCCUUCCCCAGCGUUAGUCACGGUAUUCUGAUCCACAGAGUCAUCACAGGGUCACCAGCCAGCAGAGCUGGAAUGCUGCCAGGAGACAUUGUGCUGAAGAUCAACGGCGUCGAGGUGAAAACCUCUGAGGAGAUCUACAAGGCUGUCAGGAGCUGCAAGAGCAUCACCAUGGUGGUGCAGAGAGGAAACGAGCUGCUUCAGCUCCAAGUGACGCCUGAAUACAUCGAGUGAUGCAGGCCUCGGCGCUUCCCGUUACACACUGAGGACCUCAUGGUCGAGGAGAGGAAAGCUGUGAAUCCUGAUGACUUUUUUUGGUUUAAUGUGAAUACUUUUAUUCAUAUGGAACAAAACAAGUCUACAGUUGCUUAAAUAAAACAAAGUAUGGCCAUAAUUUAGCAACAUAAGUUCUUAAAAUGAAACAUCAGAUGUGAAACAUAUUUCUGGGUUUUCUGACUACUUCUUUGUAAAAUAAAUAAACUGUGGUGGGUUAGUUUGUAAAUAAAAGGCUGAAACAGC